Molecule: messenger RNA, 2369 nt
Organism: Rhododendron vialii
Lineage: Eukaryota; Viridiplantae; Streptophyta; Magnoliopsida; Ericales; Ericaceae
Exons: 2
Coding region: 444-2369 (641 amino acids)
Source: RefSeq, a predicted model, not a curated record
UUUAGGAGUAUGAAAUUUUGUAGCCCUGCUUUUCUGGUGGUUCUAAUCUAUAUAUAGUUCAAUCAUAACUGAAAUUAGAGAAAUUCGUUCCAUUUUGCUUUGAGUUUGAGACAACGUGCAAUAAUUUUGAAAUUAUGUUGUACAUUAUUGGUCAUAAUGGGAACAAAAGAUUCAACACAUGUUGUUCGUUAAUUACCUGUUAUCCUAUGGAUUAAUAUCCAAAGAUGUUUUUCACUUUUAGUAUUAUCGAGAUUAGUGUUCCAGCUUAACUCCUAUUUAAAUUUUGGUACUUGUUUGUUAUAUUUUUUUCGCUUUUUUGUUCGAGAUGCCUAAUUAACUGCAUUAUUGUUCAUUUUUUUUAAAUUUGUUUGACAGCCCCAUUGGAUUAUUCCACUGUUAAUUUGGUCACAUCAAAUUGUUAUCAGACAAACGGUUAGGGUGAGAUGGAUCCGAUUCCAACAUGGGUGCGGACACUCUGGGACACGUGGGAUCUCCGAGUGCUGGUUCUCCUUAGUUUCACCUUACAACUAAUUCUUACCCUAUUCGGCAGCCGAAGAAAAUAUAUAUCCUCGGUGUGGAUUAGUGUGCUUGUUUGGUCGGCCUAUUUAAUGGCAGACUGGGUAGCAACGGUUGCUCUUGGCAAACUGUCUGAUGUCCAAGCCAAUCGCGAAAAAAGCAACCUUUUGUGGGCCAUAUGGGCACCGUUGCUCUUGUUACACCUUGGCGGGCCUGACACCAUAACUGCUUAUUCGUUGGAAGAUAAUCAGUUGUGGAUGAGGCACCUUUUGGGAUUAGUCGUUCAACUUUUCGUUGCGAUUUACGUCAUUCUGAUGUCGUGGAAAAAUUCAUGGUUCUCGUUCAUGUCGCUUCCGGCGUUAGUAGCGGGAGUUAUCAAGUACUGGGAGAGAACCUCGGUUCUCAAGUGGGUGAGCGACGAUAAAUACUUACGUAGAAUAUCUUUCGAUCGUUCUAUGGAUAAAAGUUCAACCGAGGGUCAUGACUAUGUGCGGCUUUUACUUCUGGCUCGUGAACAUCUGUAUGAGUUUAUGCGGUCGUAUUUGGUGAUGGGGGGCGUUGUGAACGAGGUGGGGUACCCGAACAAUCCCUGGGAAAUUACAGAAACUAAUAUUAACUGGGAUGCACUGGAGGUUCAAAUGGGCCUCGUGUAUGAAUUGCUAUAUACAAAGGCCCCCGUGAUAUACAGUAAGAGAGGUUUUAUUAUGCGUUGUAUCAGUUUUGGAUGUACGGUGAGUGUGCUACUAGGAUUAAUCAUUCAGAUUGUACUUUUGAAGACCGGGGAAGAAGAGAAUUGGCAUGAGAUUGAUAUUGUAAUUACAGGGGUAUUAAUAGUAGGAGCUGUAUCUUUGGAGAUUUAUGCAGCCGUUGUACUAUUUUCCUCCAAUUGGAUGAUGCUUUGGCUAAUUGUACAUGGUAAGAAGGAAUGGGUGAUAUGGUUGAGUCAAAGAUUUCCAUGCCUUUUCAACAAGAAGAAAAAGUACUGGUCUCAAAUGAUGGGGCAAUUUGAUCUAGUUGGUUAUUUUAGAAGCGGAUCAAAAAAAGAAGGAAAAAAGAGUUCAUGCAGAAAAAUAAUCAGGUCGGUGUUAGGGCGUAAUUACGAGAAUAAGUGGAAUAGAUAUCGACACAAGACGGCAUGUUCUGUAUAUCCUCUGGUAUACAAAGCAAUUUUAGAGCUUUGUGGUCCUCAUAUUGAUUCAAAAAUAUCCGACAGCCUAAUCCAUGACUUCGACGAAGUUUGGGCGAUAUUAAAAGACCAAGGGAAUGCUUUCUCCACCCUAAUUCAAACCGCGCACUUGGCAACAGAAAUAUGCUACCGUUUAGAAAUGGAAUGGGAUGCAGGUGGUGAAGAUGAUCCCUCUGGAUCUGACUCUUCGUUAUUGUGGAAGCAAAACAAGGAAGUGUCCAAAGUUUUGUCAGAUUACAUGAUGUAUCUAGUUGCAAUGCACCCUUCACUGUUGCCCAAUGUUGGAUUACUUUAUUGGUUGGAGGUCGGCAGUCCGCCAAGUCAAAUAGGGGAUGCACGUGACGUAAACGCGGCUUGCAGUUAUUUGCUGGAGGAAAUUGUGGAAGGACUUCACUGGGGUUGGAGUGAGAUUAUCCAACGUUUGAAGGAAAAGGAGAAGGCAAAGAGAUGGGAAAUAAUCAAACACAUGUGGUUGAGUAUGCUAUGCGAAGCAACUCGCCGUGAAAAGGGUUAUGGUCAGAAAAAUAGCCACUUCCAGAAAUUAAGACAAGGAGGCGAACUUCUCACUUUAAUUUGGUUCAUUAAUCCCCCAUAUGUGAUGUCCAGUCGUAACACUACUCCGAGGCAUAUUAGAUAUGGAUUUUUCCAAUCCCCCGUUGAUGAAUAA